Messenger RNA from Chrysoperla carnea, 790 nucleotides. RefSeq lists its product as uncharacterized. Bases 1 to 660 code for a protein of 219 amino acids. The transcript has 3 exons. Lineage: Eukaryota; Metazoa; Arthropoda; Insecta; Neuroptera; Chrysopidae. The record is from RefSeq and is a predicted model, not a curated record.
AUGUGUAAGUUUGCUAUAGAAACAACUACAAAGAAAGAAAUUGUAAUAAUAUCUGUGAAUAAAAAUAUCACCACCUUGACCACAACAGUCGCACCUGAACACUUUGAGCCAAUUCAGAACAAUAGCAAGUUUUUAACCAUAUCAUUACCAGUAUUUUUUGUUGUAUUAUUAUUCGUAAUAAUAUAUUGGUGUUUAGUGCAUAACAAACGAUUAUGUCAAUAUUGUUUUCCAAAAGGUGGACAAAGGAAGCAUGAGUAUGUUGCCGGGAAGUGUAUUUGUCAUGCACGAGAAACUUGUAAAAAAAGAACACCGUGUUGUGCUCAACUCAAAGAAGUCAUAGUAAGUGGAUUUAAGUGGAGCACAUGUACAAAGAAACCGGAAGGAACGUGUUUGGUUAAACACUUAACUAUUGAGGAAAUGGCAGAAAAAAAGUGGAGAGAAAAAGCAAAAGAAGACCCGUGUAAUACUGAAACAUCCGAAAUAGGACAACCAGAACUCAUAUGUGAAUGUAACAGAGAAAUACGGAAGAUACCCGAAGAACCAUGUAAAAGGACCGCCGAAGUAAAAUGUCAAAAUGAAGAAGAAAAACUGGAGGACGCAUUCAGUGAAGAGAGCACUGAUAUGAUUACUUCAACCACACAGUCUGAAUCUUCAGGAUAAAUUGAAGUAUAUGACUAUGAAACUUUUAGAAAGAAAUAUACAAAAAUACUAAUUUUCACUUUUCAUCAUUUUUAUUAUAUGGAGUAGUUAUUUUUAGAAUUUCAUCAAGAAAUGUAAAUGUUCUAAAGCU